AUGAAGCUGGUGACUGUCCUCAUGCUGGCUGCCCUCCCCCUGUCCUGUUAUGCCGGUGACCUGCUUUUGUGCACUUCCACCCCAGGCUCUGGCUGCCCCCCUUUGGAGGAUGUGAUUGAAAAGGCCAUUGAUCCUACAGUGGACGAAACACAGUACAUCCAAGAUCUUCAAGAGUUCAUACCAGAUGAUGCCAGCGCCAAUGCCCUAAAGGAAGUGAAGCAAUGCUUUCUCAGCGAGAGUAACGAAACUCUGGACAACGUCAGAGUGAUGAUGGAAACAAUAUAUGACAGUAAAUGGUGUGCUAGGUAUUAACUUCCCACCAGACCUUUGGCUCAGACUGCAGAGAUGUCAGAAACCGGCUGUCAAUGGGUGGAAACCACACCAAGCUUUCUUUUUUGUCUUUUGAUCUUCAGCCUGCAAGACAGUUGUUGAAACAUCACAUACAUUUUCAUUUCAAUAAAGAAGCUGCAAACCUAAA
Miniopterus natalensis is the source of this 478-nucleotide messenger RNA. The record is from RefSeq and is a predicted model, not a curated record. Lineage: Eukaryota; Metazoa; Chordata; Mammalia; Chiroptera; Miniopteridae.